GCCAUUCAUUUUCCCCGCACCCGAUAGAUGUACGCAUGUGUACGCACGCAGGGGCGCCGAUGUGUUUUUUCUCCCCAGAUCGACUGUACGUGUUUGGAGAGAGAUCGGGCAGGGCACAGUUCGCCGUGCAUUAGCUUGACACUGCACACGGCCUUGCAUGGCGAGUACAGCGUACGUGUACGUGUGCUACAUGGAACUGCUCAACACCGCCUAAAUCCGCGAAGAAAACAGCCCGUUUUUCAGCCCGUGUGGACGAAUUGGGACCGGAGAUCACCGGAUUUAAGCGACACCGACAUUUUUGCGAGAGAACACCGAGCAAGAUGGGAGAUCGUGAGCGACCCCCGCGGCCCAAGAUGACGGACAUCAAUCCCCUCAUCGUCUGCAUACUGUGCGGUGGCUACUACGUGGACGCUACCACCAUUGUGGAAUGUAUGCACAGCUAUUGCAGAGCCUGUAUCGUGGCCUACCUGCGGCAAAGCAAACAGUGUCCGACGUGUGACAUUCUCGUGCAUAAAUCCAGACCCAUGCAGAAAAUCAGGCCGGACACAACACUUCAGAAACUUGUCUAUAAGAUGGUUCCCGGAUUGUACCGAGACGAGAUCAGACGGAGGCGAGACUUCCACCGUACACACGUUCAACAUUCCGAAAACGGCGAGUCGACCAGUUCGAGCCCCCCUGAAGAUCCGACCAAGAUAUGCGACGACUCUAUCAUCAUCUACACGCACGAUGAAAUGAUCAGCCUAUCGCUCGAGUACUGUCAACCCAGUGCAUCAACUACUCGCGGUAAAAAGCAAAUGAACGGAGACAGCGAGCCACGGGACGCGGGGACGGAUAUCAACGGCAACGCCAUUGCCGACAAAAGGGACAUCGAUGCCAGAUAUCUCAGAUGUCCAGCGGCAGUCCAGAUCAGCCACCUGAAAAAGUUCAUCCGAAAUAAGUUCGGUUUACCACAAGCAUAUAAGGUUGAUGUACUUCAUCGUGAAGGAGGAGAUGACGUGCUAAGAGACAACUAUACCUUGAUGGACAUUGCUUAUAUCUAUACGUGGAAACGGAUGGGACCCUUGCCACUUCUUUAUCGCAUCUGUGAACCACUUCCCAGUAAUAACAAAAGGACGUGUAGUGACGCCAGUAUGACGUCAACGCCAGCUAGCAACGGCGAGUCCCCCGCCAAGAGCGCCAAAAUCCAGCCGCCAAUCAAAGUGACGAUUACCAGCACACAGCCACAGCCAGUCUUAGUGACAUGAGGGUGCCGUGAUAAAAUUUCCUUUUUUUUUUAAACAGGUGCACAGAUAUUGCAUAUUCCUCCAGGUACCAAAUUUACAACUAUCAGAAAGUUAAUCUAGAUAUCUGUCUGACAUGUAGUGUGCCUCUAUGUGACACGGGGCUAUUUAAUGUGUAAAUGCAGGAUUGCUAUAAGACUACUGAGACUAUACUUAAGACACUGUAAAAACAGAGUUUAGAGUUUAAACACAUUUCGCAACACUUGUUUUUACCCACUUUUAAAACAUGUGUAAAUCGAAGACAUGUUUAGAUGUAUGGACGUCUGUGACAUGUUUAAGUGCGUAUAAAGCCCAUUAGUACCAUCAAGUAUAAAUUGUAAAAGUGAAUAAAAAUGAUGGAUUGUUUUGCGUCGGGUGAUGUUAAUCAAUAUUAGGUUUUCCCCUUCACCGACAUAAACACUGUAUACUCAGUGUGUUACCUCCCGAGUGAAAUUUGGAAGAAAAAAAAACACUCGGGUGGAUAAAAAUGACUUAUCGGGUUGAAGUCAAAUGACAGGCUAUAAAUGCACACUUUUAUCACACUUUCAUUAUCAUCUCUCUACGUAAAACGAACAUACAGAUUUGACUCUUUUAUAAGUAAUUAUUAAUGGCACGUUCAGGCUUUCAUACAGUGCAAAAUCCUAAACAUGUCUCAGACUAAACAUGUAAACAAGUGAGUACCAGAAAAGUGUUUAAAUGCUAAGCACCAUUUUUACAGUGUACUUAAGUUCUCAUUGUCUUUUAGGUCAACAAUGGAAGCCAAUGAAGUAAUUCUCUUCACAGUAGUUUCGGUGGACGAACGUUUCGAGGUUUAGUAACAGACAAACUCUUAAGUGUUUCUUCAAAGAUGUGAAAUUGUGUUGUACUAUUUGAAUUAGAUUUAUGACAAUGUACAGUCGCUAAAUGUACACAUGUGUAUUAAUUUGUAAAGUAUUAAGUUCAGUUCUGGAGUGCAAAAAGAAGAUUUAGAAAAAAAGCUUACAAGCAAGGAAAAGAAAGGUGCACGAACCCACAAUAUCGUGGUUCAAAUAGGUUUCAUCAUUUUCGUUAUUCCAAUUGCUUUAAAACUAGGACAAUUCAUGUUGCAGUCAAGUAAUGUGGAAGACAUAUAACUUGAACAUUUGUAACCUUGAUACCGGUAUUUAAUUAUCAUUGAGUCGAAAUGACAAAAAUCUGCAAUGCAAUUUUGGCGCAAAUCUACACCUUUUUUUACAUCCCUUUUCUAAAUUGGUACAAAUGCUCUAUACUAAAAUGCUUCGUAUUGUCGCUGUGAAAUAAUGUAUUGAGUUUAUUAACUUUUAGCAAAGUUUGUGUACAGUUAUGGUGAUAUAUGUUGGUGUGUUAUUUUAACAAAGAGGUUUUAGAAUGAUGUAAUUCAAGACACUGAAACAGUAAAUGUUCAUAAUGUUUAUAAUAGAUACUUAUAGGUAACAAAUGCUUUGCUAUGAGGUACCUCUGUAUAACGGCAUUCAAUGGUUUGUAUUGUGUGGAACGAAGUGUUGUGUUUUACUUGAUAUAUCUGGUUUUGUAAAGUAAUGUGUUAUGUGUUAAGUUAUUGAAAAAAAGCUGAAAAUCUAAAUUGUCAGAAAUGAGAAUUGCGUCCAUUUUGUCGAGGAUCUUGUGGGAGAUGUUACCAUGAGUAUUUUGGGGAAAAUGAGAUUUAUGUAACUCUACCUAAAUUUGUAUUCCAAUCUUAAUUAUUCAGUUUAACACUCCAUUUUUUACACUUCCUAUGGAACAAAUGAGACUUGUGUUCGGGCGUAACAAUUUUUAUAUCUUGCCAAUCACCUGACAUUUUAUUAAUUUCCAAAGUUUUAUAUUUCUUUAUUUGAACAUAUUAAAGAUCAUUAAAGAGCAGUCACAUUACAACCUGCCACAAAUCGAA
This is a messenger RNA of Patiria miniata (bat star), 3144 nucleotides long. RefSeq names its product polycomb complex protein BMI-1-like. Gene Ontology annotation, cellular component: PRC1 complex. Lineage: Eukaryota; Metazoa; Echinodermata; Asteroidea; Valvatida; Asterinidae. Bases 321 to 1244 code for a protein of 307 amino acids. The record is from RefSeq and is a predicted model, not a curated record. Gene Ontology annotation, molecular function: promoter-specific chromatin binding. Gene Ontology annotation, biological process: negative regulation of transcription by RNA polymerase II. The transcript is spliced from 8 exons.